UCUGUGGUGAGGCUUCGAUGAAUCGAAAGAAAGCAGUUCCUGUCUUUCCCCUUCUUCCUCCCUAAGUCUCUUCUCCGUCUCAGAUCUGAGCACCUCACCGGCGGCAAUCAUACCGGCGGAUAUCACAACCUCACGGAUGGAUUCCGGCCUUUAGGCCCCCGUUUCAUCUCCUUAAUCUCCCCCCCCCCCCCCACCCCCAAUUCGUAAGCGAGGCAACCCUACUGGGUCCUCCGCCCGUGAUUACAGCCAUGGAGUUGCCGUCCAAGGAAGAUACGCAGCCGAAGCCGCGUCUCAUCGUCCGCCUUGGGGUAUUCCUCGCUUCCCACCACAUCCUCUUCAGUGUUUUGUGCUGUUCCGCGGGCAUUAUCGCACUCCUCUUCCUCCCUUCACUAGCCAAGAGCACAUACCUCUCAGAGAAUGCUCUUAUACCUGGCUCUGCAAAUCCAUUAUUUUCCAAUGAAGAUGUCAUGGAAGCUAACAAAUUUAUCAGAGGAAUUGAAGCUGUAGCUGGGGAAUCAAGAGGCGGAAGCGUAAUGCCUAAAUUUAUAGCGCAACAGAUAAAAGAUCUGGGUGCAGAAGUGUGUUACCAUGAGUUUCUCCCUCAUAGCAAGCAUUUUCACCCUCUGAAGUUCUUCACUUCCAUGGCAAAGGAUUUGCCAGUUGAACCUAAUGGCACCUACACCAACUAUGGAACAAAUACUAUUGGCAUUAUACGAGCUCCUAGGGGUGAUGGAAAAGAAGCAAUAGUAUUGGUUACUCCUUAUAAUUCUCAGAGAGCUGAAUCAAAUGAAGUAUUAUCACUGGCUCUUGGUUUCUCUGUCUUCUCCCUCUUAAGUCGAGCUGCAUGGCUGUCAAAGGAUAUUGUGUGGCUAUCUGCAGAUUCACAAUUUGGCGAAUAUACUGCAGUUUCCGCAUGGUUAAACCAGUACCAUAAUCCUAUGUUUCUGGGUCACCCAACGAUGUUAGAUAGCAAGCUGUUUGAUGCUAUACAUGAACCUGAUGGUAUCACUGAAAAGGCAGAAUUUAUGGAUUUCAAACGUGCUGGGACGAUGGCUGCUGCUCUGAUAUUUAAAGUUGGCGAAACUAGGAACCAUGGUGAUAGAGAUAGUCUUACGAUGUAUGCAGAGGCAUCUAACGGCCAAAUGCCAAACUUGGACCUUCUGAAUGUGGUGCACUAUCUAGCUGUGCAUAGGCAAGGUUUUCGUGUGAAUAUAGAGACAAUUAAUUCUCUGUUGAGUUCUGCAUGGCUUAGGGUUAUUGCUGAAGUAAUUCAAACUCUUGGGAGUUUGUUGAGAAAAAUAAAUCCUGACUGGAAGCUUGAUAUCAAAGCCCCUGAUUAUGUGGAGGGGACUGCAAACCUCGCUAGCUCUAUGUAUAACCAGGCUCUUGGAGUGCCCACUGGAUCUCAUGGAGCAUUCCGUGACUAUCAAGUUGAUGCGGUUUCCUUAGAAUUUUCACCAACAUUUGAUCUGAGAAAUGAGAACGCAAAAUCUUCAUUUAUUGUAAGAGGUGGAAGGUUAAUUGAAGGGGUGGUACGUUCUGUGAAUAACCUGCUCGAGAAGUUCCAUCAAUCAUUUUUCCUCUAUUUCCUUGCAGCUCCAAGCAAGUUCGUUUCAGUUGGUGUGUAUAUGAUUCCUUUUGCUCUGCUUCUGGCACCCCUGCCAAUAGUUGCUGCUGCUCUUGCUGACAGCAAAACCAAGGGAAAAUCAUUGGAUGGCAGUAAAACUAAGGUUAGUGCUGAUAAAAUGCAAGCUGAGGGUGGAUCGUGGAAAUGGCUUCAGGCUGCAAGAGUAUUGCUUGUUAUCCAGUUUUGGGCAGUGAUUGUUUCAUUACUACCAUAUUACAUUAGUCAAAUUCCUGAUGGUACUCCAAUACAAAGUGCAGUGAUUUGGGUGGUGCUCUCCAUUAUUCUACUGAUCAUCCUGUACACCAUGUUUGGCUCACCAUACUCCACUGGUGUUGAAUGGAAACUUCUAAAAGCCACGAUGAUCACUUCCAUCUCAAUAGGACUGGGGCUUAUGUCAAUAAUAAAUUUCGCUACUGCUCAGCUUGGGGCUUUGAUAGUGAUCCCAAUGUGUUUGUUUUCUCGACCACUGAAGGCACGGGUUGGGAAGAAUUCCUUUCCUCGGGCAGUAUUGUUGGCUGUGAACAUAUUUAUUGCUGUGGUGGGUUUUCCUCCAGCUGCAUUGUUGAUUGUGAAGGGGGUGUCCAAGGGGUCAUGGACGUUAGACAUUGGAGAAUUUUGGGCGUCGAUGGAGUUCUUGUGGGAAUGGAGUAGCGCUACGUAUCUGUAUCUAUUUCUCGUUCAUCUCCCUUGCUGGCUUUUAUGCAUCCAUGUGUUGCUGCAUCCAUGCCGCCAAGCGGGAUCAAAGGUUAAGCUGGAGUAGCCUGGUGGUCUCAGGAAUUGUUUGGAGUCUAGUGAACUGUGUAACAUAUAAGUCGGAGUUUCUGUAAGUUUUUCUGUUUGCUAACAGUUUUUUCUUCAAAGACUUGCUUUGUUUUAGAUAGAGAGGACCUAUAUCAUGGUCGAUGUGUGAAUGGUGAUGCUUUUAUCUUGCCGAUGCAAACGAGCUCUUGUACGGUGUUUCAAGCCUUCUGGAGGCGAUUCGAGCUUGUACAGAUUUUUUGGCCAGAGAUGAUAAUAGCUAGUUUUUCCUUUGUUCCUACAUA
This is a messenger RNA of Brachypodium distachyon (stiff brome), 2670 nucleotides long. RefSeq names its product glycosylphosphatidylinositol anchor attachment 1 protein. NCBI's taxonomy places the organism in Eukaryota, Viridiplantae, Streptophyta, Magnoliopsida, Poales, Poaceae. Gene Ontology annotation, cellular component: GPI-anchor transamidase complex; membrane. The coding region runs from base 249 to 2387 and encodes 712 amino acids. The record is from RefSeq and is a predicted model, not a curated record. The transcript is spliced from 6 exons. Gene Ontology annotation, biological process: attachment of GPI anchor to protein.